Messenger RNA from Fomitiporia mediterranea MF3/22, 710 nucleotides. RefSeq names its product ESCRT-II complex, vps25 subunit. NCBI's taxonomy places the organism in Eukaryota, Fungi, Basidiomycota, Agaricomycetes, Hymenochaetales, Hymenochaetaceae. The record is from RefSeq and is a predicted model, not a curated record. Gene Ontology annotation, biological process: protein transport to vacuole involved in ubiquitin-dependent protein catabolic process via the multivesicular body sorting pathway. The transcript is spliced from 6 exons. Gene Ontology annotation, cellular component: ESCRT II complex. Bases 1 to 627 code for a protein of 208 amino acids. Gene Ontology annotation, molecular function: structural molecule activity; protein homodimerization activity.
AUGGUACCAAAACGGAAUGCUGAUCGGCGCAGCUUCGGCUGCAUGGCUUUGACUCUGAUCUCUCAUCGCACCAAUUCAGGCUUCCUUCUACCAUCUAUCCAUUCGUUUCCUCCGUUCUUCACUCAGCAAAAGAAUGUGACGACACAAGCAACUAGUGUAGACCAAUGGUGUCGCCUUCUUCUAUCCUAUGCGCGGCAUAGGAAUUUAUUCUUCCUGAAAGUUGAUGACGCGGAGGUUGUCGGCGGAGAUUGGGAUGAGAUUUUGCGGAACGAGCGUAUAAAUCGUCGUGUGCUUCCCGAUUUCUUGGCAUUCCUACUAGAAACACUUGUUGUGAAGAAUAUGGCCUCUUACGAACCUCCGAAGCAGAAUCGUUCCGUAAUACUUUACUGGAGGACUCCAGAAGAGUGGGGUGAAGUCUUGCACGAAUGGGCAACAUCUACCGGCCAGCUUAACACGAUCCUUACGUUUUACGAAAUCACGGAUCCUCCGGUGCCUUCACCUCUGUCGGGCAUUCCGGACGUCAUGAUACGUCGUGCGAUUGCAUCUUUGGGGCGAACGGCACGUGCUCAGCUUAUUGGCGUUGCGGAUGGUGAGGGUGUGCGUUUCUUUCAGGGUAUCUCGCGGUAAAUGGUGAAUAGUUAGAAGUAGAUAAUGGAUUUGUACUGAUAGUAAUGUUAUAGUGCUUGACAUAGACAUUCUCUGCACAGGCC